GAAACCCCGAAGUGCCAGAGCUCACGUACAUGUGACUGUGCAAUUGUGUGCAUAAGUAGAAAGGCAGUUUCCUAUGGACACCGGUCGACUGUCUGGUAACUCUGUUACUACGUUAAUAAAUAAUAAUGCAGGAAAAUACAAAAAUGGAUUCGAAUAUGUUAAAUGAAUUAGACUGGAUUCGAGUACGCGACGAAAUUCAUACAAAUAACGUGUCAGAAACAUUCACGGGAAGAUUUAAACGUAAAGUAGGAGAAAAUCCUCUGGUGCCUCUAGGUUGUUUGGCAACCGUAUCUGCUCUUAUGUGUGGUCUUUACAGUUUUUAUAAUGGAAAUUCACAAAUGUCUCAAUACAUGAUGCGUGUACGUGUAGGGGCACAAGCAUUCACUAUAUUUGCUAUGGUUACUGGAUUUAUGGUCGCAGCGUCAAGGAAUGAAGAGCCAAUGGAUCGCAAUUAAACUAUGUAU
Messenger RNA from Colletes gigas, 464 nucleotides. RefSeq names its product HIG1 domain family member 2A, mitochondrial. Gene Ontology annotation, cellular component: mitochondrion. The record is from RefSeq and is a predicted model, not a curated record. Bases 126 to 455 code for a protein of 109 amino acids. Gene Ontology annotation, biological process: mitochondrial respirasome assembly. Lineage: Eukaryota; Metazoa; Arthropoda; Insecta; Hymenoptera; Colletidae. The transcript is spliced from 3 exons.